Molecule: messenger RNA, 1254 nt
Organism: Aureobasidium melanogenum CBS 110374
Lineage: Eukaryota; Fungi; Ascomycota; Dothideomycetes; Dothideales; Saccotheciaceae
Product: putative Exo-beta-1,3-glucanase
Exons: 3
Coding region: 1-1254 (417 amino acids)
Biological process (GO): glucan catabolic process
Cellular component (GO): cell surface; extracellular region
Molecular function (GO): glucan exo-1,3-beta-glucosidase activity
Source: RefSeq, a predicted model, not a curated record
AUGUUCUUCAAACACACAGUUGCCGUCUUGAGUGCGGUAGCCACUGCACUCGCUGCACCUCACAGCAAGCGUGCCAAUGGCUUCAACUGGGGCCACGAGGUCAUGCGUGGAGUGAAUAUCGGUGGAUGGCUGGUCCUCGAGCCGUGGAUCACUCCCUCAAUCUUUCAGGCCUAUCCCAUGUCGCAAGGCAUCGUCGAUGAAUACACCCUUGGCCAGAGCCUCGGCCAAGAUGCUGCAUACAAUGUCUUGAAGCCUCACUGGGAUUCCUGGGUGCAACUUGCCGAUUUCCAGAAGAUCGCAAACUCGGGUUUCAACGUCGUGCGUAUUCCUAUUGGUUACUGGGCAUACGACAACGCCAACAGCCCUUACGUUUCCGGAGCAGCUCCCUACAUGGAUCAAGCCAUUGAGUGGGCAAGACAGACUGGACUGAAGGUCAUUGUUGAUUUGCACGGUGCUCCUGGCUCUCAGAAUGGCUUCGACAACUCUGGUCACCGUACAAACAACAUCGACUUCCAGCAAGGAGACAACGUGCAGCGUACUCUGGCCGUCCUCCAGACUAUCCAGAACAAGUACGCCGAUUCCUCCUACGAUGACGUUGUCGCUGGUAUCGAGCUUCUCAACGAGCCUCUGUCCUCGGUCAUGAAUCUGGACGACCUCAAGCAAUUCGAGCGCAAUGGUUUCGGUCAGCAGCGCACCGUCUCUAAGUCUCGCGUGGUUGUUAUCCAGGAUGGAUUCCAACCUCCUAGCUCUUACAACGGCUGGUUGACUCCCAGUGACGACAACUCUCAGAACGUCGCUCUUGACCACCAUGAAUAUCAGGUCUUCACCGACGAACUUGUCGCCAUGCAGCCUUGGCAGCACCGUCAAUAUGUCUGUAACAACGCCAAGCAAUACUCAGGUGCCGACAAGUGGACUUUCGUUGGCGAGUGGUCGGCAGCUAUGACUGAUUGUGCCGCUGCUCUCAAUGGCUACGGCAUCGGUGCUCGCUACGACGGUACAUACCCCGGCAGCAGCUACGUUGGUUCUUGUGCCAGCAUCAACUACAUCGAUCAGUGGUCCCAGACUCUGAAGGAUGAUACCCGCGGAUACAUCGAGGCCCAAAUGGAAGCAUUCGAGGCCAACACCAUUGGCUGGAUCUUCUGGAACUUCAAGACCGAGGCAUCGCCCGAGUGGGAUGCAUUCCGUCUGAUCGACGCUGGCGUCUUCCCUCAACCUCUGACCAGCAGAAAAUUCAGCCAGAUCUGCUCUUCAUGA